Molecule: messenger RNA, 5253 nt
Organism: Salvelinus namaycush (lake trout)
Lineage: Eukaryota; Metazoa; Chordata; Actinopteri; Salmoniformes; Salmonidae
Product: cullin-5
Exons: 19
Coding region: 12-2354 (780 amino acids)
Biological process (GO): protein ubiquitination; SCF-dependent proteasomal ubiquitin-dependent protein catabolic process
Cellular component (GO): Cul5-RING ubiquitin ligase complex; SCF ubiquitin ligase complex
Molecular function (GO): ubiquitin protein ligase binding
Source: RefSeq, a predicted model, not a curated record
UUGGAGGAAACAUGGCGACGUCUAAUUUGUUAAAGAAUAAAGGCUCCUUGCAGUUUGAGGACAAGUGGGACUUGAUGAGGCCCAUUGUUCUCAAGCUGCUGAGACAGGAGGCUGUCACCAAGCAGCAGUGGUUCGACCUCUUCUCAGAUGUCCAUGCUGUGUGUCUGUGGGAUGAUAAGGGCCCAGCUAAGAUCCACCAGGCGCUCAAAGAAGACAUCCUAGACUUCAUCAAACAAGCUCAGAACCGUGUUUUGAGUCACCAGGAUGACACAGCGUUACUGAAGGCCUACAUUGUGGAGUGGAGGAAGUUUUUCACGCAGUGUGACAUCCUGCCCAAACCCUUCUGUCAGCUGGAGAUCACACUGAUGGGGAAGCAGGGCAGCAACAAGAAGUCUAACGUUGAGGACAGCAUCGUACGCAAGUUGAUGUUGGACACAUGGAACGAGUCAAUCUUCUCCAACAUAAAGAGCCGUCUUCAGGACAGUGCUAUGAAGCUGGUUCACGCUGAGAGGCUGGGAGAGGCUUUUGACUCCCAGCUGGUUAUAGGAGUACGAGAAUCAUACGUCAACCUGUGCUCUAACCCUGAAGACAAGCUCCAGAUCUACAGAGAUAACUUUGAGAAGGCCUACCUGGACUCAACUGAGAGGUUCUACAGAACACAGGCCCCAUCAUACCUACAGCAGAACGGAGUCCAGAACUACAUGAAAUAUGCAGACACAAAGCUAAGAGAAGAGGAGAAGAGGGCAGUUCGAUACCUUGAGACUCGUCGUGAAUGUAACUCUGUCCAAGCUCUGAUGGAAUGUUGUGUGAACGCUCUGGUGACGUCGUUUAAAGAAACCAUCCUGGCCGAAUGUCCCGGCAUGAUCAAACGCAACGAGACAGACAAGCUCCACCUGAUGUUUUCCCUGAUGGAUAAGGUUCCUAGUGGGAUAGAGCCCAUGCUGAAAGAUCUGGAGGAUCACAUCAUGAACGCUGGGCUGGCUGAUAUGGUGGCUGCUGCAGAGACUAUCACUUCUGACUCUGAGAAGUACGUGGAGCAGCUGCUGACGUUGUUUAACCGUUUCAGUAAACUGGUGAAGGAGGCUUUUCAGGAUGACCCUCGAUUCCUCACCGCCAGAGACAAGGCCUACAAAGCUGUGGUGAACGAUGCCACCAUCUUUAAACUGGAGCUGCCUCUCAAACAGAAAGGGGUAGGUCUGAAGACCCAGCCAGAGUCGAAGUGUCCAGAGCUGCUAGCUAACUACUGUGACAUGCUGCUGAGGAAAACAACCCUGAGCAAGAAACUCACGUCAGAGGAGAUAGAACUCAAACUCAAAGAAGUGUUGCUGGUAUUGAAGUAUGUUCAGAAUAAGGAUGUGUUUAUGAGGUACCAUAAAGCCCACCUGACCAGAAGACUGAUCCUGGACAUCUCAGCCGACAGCGAAAUAGAAGAGAACAUGGUGGAGUGGCUCAGGGAGGUGGGGAUGCCUGCAGACUAUGUGAAUAAGCUGGCCAGGAUGUUCCAGGACAUUAAAGUAUCGGAUGAUCUCAACCAGGUCUUCAAGGAGAUGCACAAACACAACAAGCUGGCUUUACCAGCUGACAGUGUGAAUAUAAAGAUCCUGAAUGCGGGGGCGUGGUCGAGGAGCAGUGAGAAGGUGUUUGUCUCUCUGCCUACUGAGCUGGAGGAUCUGAUCCCAGAGGUAGAAGACUUCUACAAGAGGAACCACAGCGGGAGGAAACUACACUGGCACCAUCUCAUGUCCAAUGGCAUCAUCACCUUCAAGAACGAAAUGGGUCAUUAUGACCUGGAGGUCACGACCUUUCAGCUGGCUGUCCUAUUUGCCUGGAACCAGCGGCCGCGGGAGCGAAUCAGCUUCGAGAACCUUAAAUUGGCCACCGAGCUGCCCGAUGCUGAGCUACGACGCACACUCUGGUCUCUGGUAGCGUUCCCUAAACUGAAGAGACAGGUGUUGUCCUAUGAGCCUUCAGUCUCCUCCCCUAAAGACUUCACAGACAGCACCCUGUUCUAUGUCAACCAGGACUUCUCUCUCAUUAAAAACUCCAAGGUCCAAAAAAGGGGCAAGAUUAAUCUGAUUGGUCGACUGCAGCUGACCACGGAGCGAAUGAGAGAGGAGGAGAAUGAGGGCAUUGUCCAGCUGAGAAUAUUAAGAACCCAGGAGGCCAUCAUCCAGAUUAUGAAGAUGAGGAAGAGGAUCAGUAACGCCCAGCUACAGACAGAACUGGUAGAGAUCCUUAAGAACAUGUUCCUGCCCCAGAAGAAGAUGAUCAAGGAACAGAUCGAGUGGCUCAUCGAACACAAAUACAUCAAACGGGACGAGACAGACAUCAACACCUUUAUCUACAUGGCAUAGAACCCCUUUACCUGGACUGGAACCCCCUACCUACCGCUUGACCUGGCUGGACCCUCGCUGCUGCAGGAGGAAGAAGAAAUGCAGUAAGAGGAGGGAGGAGUGGUUGUUUCAGAAGAAGAGGAAGGAGAAUAUCUCUGCGGCCGGGGGGGGUUGGUUGGCUGUAUGAGAUAGAUGGUGUAGUCUUCAGACUGUGGUGCCCCUCGGGGUCCAGGAGGACAGUGGGGCUGACUGACAGUCUCAGUAUCACAGUAGAGACAUUAUUAAAUAAAUAAACUCCCUGCCUUACCCUCCUUACGCAGUCCGCACAGAGACAGACAAAAGGACUAACGGACUAGUGGUCUAUAUCAUUAUGGAGUAGACACAGAGAGGAGUGUAUUUUGCCAAAUGUACUGUGUGUGUCUAUGUAUAUGUGUGUCUGCACCUUGACAGCUUGUUGCUCUGUGGAAGUCUUGCAAUCAUCUGAGGACCCGUCGCGCGCGUGUGUGUGUGUGUGUGCGCGUGUGUGUGCGCCUGUGUGUGUGCGUGUCUCACUUUCCUCCACCCCCCCAACUGCCACACCCCUCAGAGAGGAUCAUGACUCCUCACAUAUCAGCCAGUCGCUGGGUGAGAACAAAUGAGAACAUCAGCACUUUUCUGUGUUUCAGUGUGUCUGAAUGGCUUUAUAUAUCAAUUUCAUUCUACUUUUCAAUGCUCAUCAUUAUUUUUAUGAACACUUGUGUGUUGUGUCUAUCGAUUGUUAAAUGCUGCACAGCGUCAUCCAAUCGAUCGAAGUCACAAAGCUCUCUAGCGAUCUUUGAUUCUUCUCUCUCCCCCACCUAUAGCCAGUGCAGGACAGGACAUGACAGGUGUGUUAUUGUCAGACCAUGAGGGGGUGUCAUGACCCAGGUUUCUUCCCAAAUGCCACCCUAUUCCCUAGGUACUGCAUUAUUUUUGACCAGAGCUCUAUGGGGUCAAAAAGUAGUUUAUGUUCCCUAUAUAGGAAAAAAUAUAUAUAUUCCCUACUAAGGGAAAAAUAUUUGAUAUCCUAUAUAUGGAAUAGGGUGCCCCAGUAAAAUACCUCCAGUGCAAUAGCUAGACAGCCCCUCCUACUAGAGUACUUCCUGUGAUGAGGUCAUGUUGCUAAAGCAACGGCACUGCAGUGUUGCUAUUAAUGCACCCUACCCACAACCUUUUACAGAAGACUGUGUGUUGCAGUAUGAUAUGAGUGGGGAGGGGUGAUGAUAGAAAAAAAGAAAUGUGUUGCGGUCGUGUGGUGCUGACUUGUUUAUUUAUUUCAUUUUUUAUCAGAAUGUGGUUGGUUUGUAUGCGAGUGUUUGAUAAAUAGGUCCGGUCUGUAGUGGGCUACUAGGUGUACAUAGCCACUUAUUGAUUUGUAGUAAUGUUACAUGAUUAAAUGUAUGAGACGACUUAAUAACACUAUCCCGCUUUUACUCUUUUUAGUUUGAGUUUUACUUUUGGCAUUGGGAUAAUGUUGUAGUGUGGGAUAUUAAAUGCGUCCCAAAUGGCAUCCUAUUCCCUACAUAGUGCACAAAAAAGUGGUGCACUAUAUAGGGAAUAGGGUGCCAUUUGGGACGUAACCUAGGUGUCAAUGUCCUCUUUUCUCUCACUCUGAUUUUAAUGCAACCACAUUGGAAUCAAUUUAGACACCUCAAGACAAAGUGAUUGUCAGAUGAUGGAAACAUUACUUGGGAUUUAGCAGUUAUGAAUUGUUUGAUCAUGUCAUGGCUGUAUUUCAUCCUACCAUGUUUAAUUCAUACACACUACAUACCGUAUAGUCCACCAUUCUACAGUGGAGGACACCUAUGAGAAACACACGUACACACAAUGACUAUUGACAAAACAGUUAAUAGUUUACUCUACUGGGUAAUGUCAUGUGUGGUUAACUCUACUACCUGUCAACUGGCAAUACGAGGGCUCUCCUCCACGUGAACUAGUUACAUUUCUCAACCGACUGGCUAGUUCAACUUUAGAACAGUUACUCUGAAGGAUAUCUAUCUUUGUGAAUAAAAGGUGUGUUUAUCAUUAUUGACAGUAUAUGCGGUGAUAUCGUACACUGAAUGACAUUGUGUCCAGCAGGCCCAGGUUUUAGUAACAUUGUUCUUUUUCAUGUCUUCCUUCCCUGGUAUCUGACAUUAAUGGUUACGCAUCAAAACAACCUGGAGAAGAAGCCUUUGUCCCAAAUGACACCCUAUUUCAUAUUUAGUGCACUACUUCUGAACAAGGCCCAUAGGGCUCUGGUCAAAAGUAGUGCACUAUAUAAGGUGUAAUUUGGGACGUAUGCAAAGUGUUAUUACAUUUUAGUAAUUUAGCAGACACUCAAUUAGCGCAUUCUUAAGAUAUGUUAUCAGAGUAAUGUACUUAAUGUAACUGUCUGAUACACUUAGCUAUUCUCUAGAUUUUUGCCAUGUUCAACAAUGUUUUAAGAUGACACAACUUAGGUCACUUUAUGAGUAACAACAAAUAAACAGUAUUAAACUAUGACAAACUCAAUUUUUGUUGUAACAAUUCAUGUUUUUCUCUGCACAGAAAUUUCAUAUAGAGCAACUCUUACUGUGUUAUGAGACUGACAUCUUGCUUCAGUUUGUCUUUAAGUGUGUUUGUGAUGAUGGUAAACAGAUGGGUAAUCAUAAGACACGUAUCUCUUCCUCUCCUUCCCUACUUGCAUAUCUGGAGCCCCGAGGGGAAACUUGAAAAACUAAGUUUUAUCGAUCAUAACAUUACCAGAUGAAUGUGUGUCCCUACUUUGAGUAAAGAUAUAAUGCUGUACAUUGUUUGAAUGGGAGUAUUCUGGCUGUUGGGCUCAACUACUUAGAUGUGUUGCAUUAUUAUAUUUUUGUUAGACUUUUUGCUUUUUUUUGUAUAAUUUAUUUCCUGGCAAAUAAAAACUACUGUAAAGAGA